AUGCGGCCGCUUAGUGUUCUGCCAUUCCUUUUCACCAUUUCAUUAGCCUUUGACGCUCAAUCUCAGUGGGCUUGGAUCGAUGAAAGUUGCCAUGACAAAAUUCCUAGGUUGAAUUUGGCCGGUGAAGACUACCUGAAAUUGACGGAGGCAGCAUACAAUGCCCUAGGGGAAGGUAUCACUGAGCGCACAUCACGACUGCUCGGAAGUUUAUUUGGGACAACGGAUCCGCAGGGCCUUGUUAUCAAGAACAGAUACAAAGAUCUGAAAGGUCUUGGUGUAGAUGGAAGCAAAAUCCCAUAUUCGCUUUACUGCGAUGGAUCUGCCUUUGAAUGGACCACAACAUAUGUGGAAUGUGAGCGUGAGGGAGAAGAAAUUCCAGGUGGAGGUAUGUGGUAUGCAACACGAGGCCCUGAAAACGCGCCGGUUCUUUAUAUUCCGGGUACUAAGCGGGAACACUAUUGCCCUAGCGGCGUGGGUGGCGCGUCUAUCCCCGGGGGUUCCCAUAUAAUCCUAUGCCCCGAGGCAUUCCAGAAAAGAGCGAGUCUAGACCAUGUUAAAGAUGUGAAACAACCUGCUGGUACAAGUCUCGCUGACAUGGAGUCUACUGGUUCAAUUCUGCUACACGAGAUCACGCAUGCGAAGUUGUCGACUCAAGAUUACGCGUACGGGCUCAUCAAGUGCCUUCUUUUAUCUCGAAAUCCAAUGAAAUCUAAGAAGAACGCAGAUACAUAUGAAUAUUUUUCCCUGGGCAUAUACUUGGACAAAACUAACUGGCGCGGCGGAAUUGCUCGUGAUUCAAUUCUUGCGACGGUAUCCCAGGUGGGCUUUGGCACACGUGACGCCAAGACCGGCCAUGGAGGGGAGCGACUGCACACGCCGGAGCCGUUGACCGAUUUGGAACAAGCCAAGGAGCUAUGCAAAGAACUUGUUUUGUCCAUGUACCACCUCAGUGGGACUUGCGCCAUGAUGCGUCGGGAGGACGGCGGAGUCGUGGAUUCUCAUCUCAAGGUCUAUGGAACGACCAAUGUGAGAGUGGUGGAUGCCAGUAUCUUUCCACUGGUCCCUCGAGGAAAUAUCCAAGCUACUGUUUUCGCCGUCGCAGAGAAGGCGGCGGACAUGAUCAAAAUGGGGUAA
Molecule: messenger RNA, 1134 nt
Organism: Penicillium riverlandense
Lineage: Eukaryota; Fungi; Ascomycota; Eurotiomycetes; Eurotiales; Aspergillaceae
Exons: 7
Coding region: 1-1134 (377 amino acids)
Molecular function (GO): oxidoreductase activity, acting on CH-OH group of donors; metalloendopeptidase activity; flavin adenine dinucleotide binding
Source: RefSeq, a predicted model, not a curated record